AUGACUCCUUCGUCCAACAACGAGGCAGCAGCGGCUGGGACUACGAGGGAUCAUCAGCAGUCGAUGCCUGCAGUUGCAGAGUCUGUACCCGAGUUGAUAGCAGCGUUAGGCAGUCUGGCUAGACUCACCCGUGAGAGAGCGGCCGACCGCCUCGCUGGGAUCUUGGUGUCCAUGAAGAGAGAUGUCGAUAGUGGUGAUACAGCAAAGCUAUCGGAUGUUACAGCUCUAGAAAACACCGUGCUUGAUUUGGUGUUAAGCCCUACUGCGGACAGUGUGUGGGAGUCAGUACAAUCGGCUCUGCUGGUUAUGGCCAAGGUUGAGCGUCAGUGUGGGGGAUUCAACCUCCUAGAGGACAACGAACUCUCUGGCCGAGUGGUCGAGGCCGUCCAUACUGCUCUGAAGGAUAAAGAAUACCGCGUUCGCCUCGCUGUAGGAGAUCUCCUCGAGGCCCAAAGCCAGCGAGAAGGCCGAGCAGUGUGGCUGAAAAUGAAGGAUUUCCUUCUCAAUGACAUUGAAGAUCACAGAGUCCGGAUUGUAGCUGCUGAUGAUAAUAAUGCCGCUCAUAGAGACGGACACCGUCCUGCUGCUCUCGGCCAUCAUGACACUGAGGGUUGGUCGUCCCUCGAGACCUCCAUGCGAGCUGUACAGAAGAUCGUGCUAGGCUGUGGACAGCAAUUUCGAGGGGAGGGAGGAUCUCUCGACAAGGAUCUCCUAGGCCUAGAGGCAGACGGCUGGGCUGAGUUCAGAGACAUGGUCGGGUGGAUCACCAAAGGCUUGAAGGAUAAUUGGAGUCAGGUUAGAUACGCGUCGUGUAUUGCUGCUAGAGCAGUGGUCACCAAGGUGGAUACCUUCACGGACCUCACUAUACGUGAUAGACUCACCACUCUGCCUGAUUUUGCCAACAUGGCUGUUGCCAUUUACCUCAACAGACACUACGUCGCCGAAGGUGUCCGUAUGCAUGCACAGGGCACUUGGCGUCUCUUAGUUGGGCCUCAAGGCGGGUCGUGGCUUCUUGUGGAGAACAUGCCGCUAGUCUUGGAUGUGCUAAAGGAGGUGGCCUCUCAUGCAAAUGCCUUGGCCAUGAAUGCUCCUAACCAUGCCGUACGGGAGGCUAGCUGCCACUGCGUUAGGGAGAUAGGCUCGAGGGUCCUUCCUGCUGCAGCUGAGACGAGUACAGCGGAGGCAUGUGAAGUGACCAUGCAGCGCCUCGUUGGUCUUCUGAGUGAGGCUACUCAGGAUGAAUCCUGGCCUGUAAGAGACACCGCGGCCCAGGCUAUAGGGGAGCUCUACUCCACGGCCUCUCUUCAAGCCAAGAAAGGGUCAUCGACCGGCAACAACGGCAGCAGAUGCUUUGAUACCAGUAAGCGUGGUGAGGAGGCAGAGGGAGCUCUAAGUGCGGCAGUUGAGGGCUUUGCUGCUACCUUGGAGAACCUCAUGCAGGACAAUAUCCCUUCUCUCCGUCGUGAUGCAGCAUCAGCCCUCGCUGAGCUAGCAGAGAAUCAGCCCUCUCGUGUGGACUUGUCGGCCAUCCUUAAGCGCCAUCUGGGGGCAGCACAUGAGCAGUCCCCUAAUUCCGAGUCGUUCUCUCAUUAUACUCCCAGUGGCCCCUUCUCGGUGCCUGCCAAGAAGGUAGCCCACGAGGACUAUGUCCCUCCUGAAGAGGUCAGUCAAGACACUGGCAAUGUAUCGAAUCAGACUAUGUACAGUUGCGGCUCUCUGGCGCCGAAGACCCACUUAGGGCAUCUCAAGAAGAAGAGUCCAGGUGGUGGGUGUAUGAACUGUUCCAGCGGUGAGGAUAGAUAUGCAGUUGCUUGGGAGCGCAGUGAUGGUGCUGUGGACCUGUUGGCCUCGGCGUGUCUGCUCCGUAACGAUCCGACCGAUAUCCUCGAUACGUUUAUGCCCACACUUGAGGGAAUAUUCAAACUCUCCCACUUCAAGCAUAACGUGAAUCUCAAGAGGACCAUAUGCGAGAGGUUUAUGGAAGUUAUUCGCGCUCGCCCCGAGGUCCGUCCGAGGCUCGGCGGCAUCCGUCAGCAGUGCUUGGAGUUGCUCGAGGACUCCGCCAGCACCGAGGAAAGCCUUCGGACGGCACGUCUGUGCUUUGAGGACUUCGUCAAGGCUACUGCUGUGUCUGCAUCUCUUUUCAAGGCGGCCGCAGCUCUACAGAGGAAGGCUCCUGAGGUGCCACCUCGAGAGGAACUAGCAGACUUGGCGGUGUCGGCAGAGGGAGCUCUCAAGUCGGACCCCAGGAGGUUCGUUGACAUCUCGCAUUGCGUUGCCAGCAUAGUGCCACAAAGCAUGCUUGUCGAUUAUCGAAAGGUAUUUUUAUCGAGAGUUAUAAAUCCCCUGUUGAGGUCGGAAGAUUCGUCUUCCACUGGCCUCGAGGAAGAGCAGGCUCUGGCAGUAUUCCUAGUCGCGGCUGACCUUGGUAUCUUGAGGGGUUCCGACAACAUUGAGGUUACCGCGGCUCUAUCGAAACGGGUGGAAAAUAUGCUUCCUGCGGCAGACUUCCAACUGCUGCUUUCGAGCCUCGGCCCUGUGAAAAGGGUGGAUGCGGCGUUGGCCAGGAGAAUAACCCAGGAGCUUCUCAAUCGCUUGUCGACGUUGGAUUCUCUCCAACUAGCGAGCUUGGGGGUUGCUUUCAGCACCGAGAGCGAUGAGGCGCGGCGCGAGCUACUCACUGAGAUCGAUGGGAGGCUAGAGAGAGGUGAAGGCCUUUCUGAGCGCGACUUGGUGGAUUUGAUCAUCGCCACCUUGCGGCUGGACCCUUCCAAGCGAGAUGGGAGGAGAGCGGCUGCAGCUGAUCGAUUGGUCGGCCUCUUGUCCCGGCAUACAGCAGAAGAUGGUUUAGCCAUGGACGAACUGCAAUGGGCUGCCGAUGCGGCCACACUUCUCGGUGCCCAACAGAACGCUACUCUGGCAGAGAUGCUUCUCGAGAGCGGUCGGAAAGUGAUAACGGCCGACUGCGCUGCUAGUCCGAUGCUAAUCGACUUGGCUGUAUCAGUUAGUCAAGGGAUAGCAAUCAGUGAUGCCCCCUCUGGCAGCAGCUCGGCCUUUACUAUGUGGAUGCAGCAUCUCUGUUCUACGGUCAUCACACCUGAGGCUGACCUUCGUCUCAUCCUCCGGCUGGGUCAUGGGCUCCAACGGCUACAACGAGAUGGGCUGCAGUGGGGACUGACUUGGGACUUUAUCGCGCAAACUGUAUUAGGACGUCCAAUUGAGGACGAAGAGAUCUCGGAGGUCCUCUCACUCCUCUCUUUUGCGGCCGAUCAUGUCUGCAUGGAGAUCCCUCAAGACGGUUUGCAACCACUCGCCGCGCGAAUCACAUCGCCUCAGUUCGCCAAUAAUACCAACGUGCAUAGCCUGGCUUUGAUUGCCCUCAACUGCGUGAAGCUGUUGAAGGGGCCGGAGGGUUUCCUCGCUGAUUUAGUCCCUGCUUUGAAAUACCAGUUUUUGCGCGGGGGCACCCCUCCAGCUACCGUCUGCCUAACACUGAGUGCAUAUGGUCCCGCAUUCACUGCUCUGGUCGGAAAGAUCCUCCUCAGCGCAGUGUCGACUAACCCGCCCUCUCGAGACAGCGAGACCACCCUGGGACUAUUGAAGAGUCUUCGAGCUGGUCCCGAGGUCGAACGGGUUCUGGUUGAUUCGGGUCUUAUCUCUGCUCAUGACGAGUCGCACGGCUCUACGGCAUCCCAGACCAAUGCAAGGCAAGCGGCGGAGGCUCGGAUGAAGGCAGCGUUCAAAUUAUCUCUAGACUCACGACAGAGGCCAGUAACUGGCAGAAAAGGAAUCGCUUACUGUGGCGGUCGCCGACAACUGUAA
Molecule: messenger RNA, 3822 nt
Organism: Perkinsus marinus ATCC 50983
Lineage: Eukaryota; Perkinsozoa; Perkinsida; Perkinsidae
Exons: 27
Coding region: 1-3822 (1273 amino acids)
Molecular function (GO): protein binding
Source: RefSeq, a predicted model, not a curated record